Molecule: messenger RNA, 4126 nt
Organism: Cyprinus carpio (common carp)
Lineage: Eukaryota; Metazoa; Chordata; Actinopteri; Cypriniformes; Cyprinidae
Product: galactose-3-O-sulfotransferase 3
Biological process (GO): glycolipid biosynthetic process
Cellular component (GO): membrane
Molecular function (GO): galactosylceramide sulfotransferase activity
Source: RefSeq, a predicted model, not a curated record
UAUUUAUGCUCUCAAUUCACCAGGCAAGAAGUUAAUUGCAGACCCUCUCCGCUCCUCGAUUCGUGGAGCUUCCACGCGCGUGCGUCAUUACGCGGAGCAGCCAGUCGCGUGAAGCGCUGAUGACAGACAGCAGUAACCGACGCGCCGAUAUCAACGCUGAGAUGACCUACCGAGCACCUCCGCGUCUCGUGCAUUUCGUGCAUUCGUCCUUCGACUGGGAGCGCAAAUAACCGCGGACGAGCGAAUCUGAAGCGGUUCGGACUCGUUGUUUCACUCUGCGGAUCACAAACUGCAUCCAUCCAUCAGUCAAAGUGAAAGAACCUGAAGAUGUCUCAGAAGAAGAUUUUCCUAGUAUUGAUUGCAAUCAGUACUGUCAGUUUGCUUCUGCACCAUGGGGGUCACUUGAACUUGAUGUUGGAGGCAUUCUGGUUGGGCUGUCCAUCCUCUAUGGCCUCCUCCACCCAGGGCAGCAGUGGACCUUCUGCUAAACACACCAGUGUAGCCUUCCUGAAGACCCACAAAACCGCCAGCUCCACUGUGCAGAACAUCCUCUUCCGCUUUGCUGAACGCAACAACCUCACUGUGGCGUUGCCUAUUACCACCUGUGACCACCAGUUCUGCUACCCUCGACCGUUCAGUGCCCACUUUGUUCAUCCACACACCACACCACCUGACAUCAUCACCAAUCACUUACGGUUCAGCCGGGCUGAGCUACGACGUCUCAUGCCCAACAACACAAGCUACAUCACAAUAUUGCGGGAACCGGGAGCAAUGUUUGAGUCUCUGUUUACCUACUACAAUCAGUACUGUCUUAGCUUUAAACGUGUUCCAAAUGGCUCUUUAGAGACUUUCCUGGACAACCCGUGGAGCUACUAUCGUCCAGAAGAGAAGGAUUCAAUGUAUGCGAGAAAUACACUGACCUUUGACCUAGGCGGUGAUAAAGACCGGCCAUUUUCAGAGGCGCUAGUGUAUGCCAAACGAUUUGCCGCAGAGCUGGAGCGAGUGUUCUCCUUGGUUAUGAUCGCGGAAUACUUUGAUGAAUCUUUGGUGUUGCUACGCCGCCUGUUGUCUUGGGAUCUCGACGACGUUCUGUAUGUCAGUCUCAACAUGCGCACACCUGACUCCAAGAGCAGCCUUUCCAGUGAAAAUAAGGCCAAAAUCAGAGCCUGGAACACUAUAGAUUCUGUACUGUAUGAUUACUUCAAUGCCUCGUUGUGGCGACAGCUGAGAGAGUUGGGACUAUCGUGCGUUGAGCGGGAAGUCCAGCUGUUGCGUAAGUCUCGUGACCGACUUGUCCGCAGGUGCUUCGGAGGCCAUUUGCCACCACUUCGCUCUGCUGCACAGAUCGCGAAUAAGGAAUUACGCCCUUGGCAGCCCAGUUCCAAAGUGGCAAUCGUUGGGUAUGAUUUACCAGUUAACAUGACACCAAAAGGCCAUGUUCCUCCUCCAGACGAGUGUCUUAAGAUGAUAAUGCCGGAAGUACAAUACACACGGCUCUUGCUGCGCUCAGAGUCCCUUCGUUAUCGAAAGCGGUUUCCAUUACAGAGCUCCCAGCAGACUUCACGAACUGUGGGACAAGUACGGGCCCAUAAAGAAUCCCCAGCUCUGAGUUUGAAUCCACAACCCUCAGAGACUAUGUCUCGGAGCACCAAAGGAGCACUACGGCUUUCCCAAUGACCAAUGCGAAAGGAUAGUUAAACUUCUUUCCUUUUAUUCCCCAUUUCUUGCAGCUAAAUGUCCAUGAGAUGUUGGAAUUACUUGAAAGCUUGAGGUCAUACCUCAUUUGUAUUGGAUGUGAGCACAACCAAACGUACACUCACAACAUAACUGUUCUAAAAGUUAGAAAAAUCUUAGUGUUUCUCAAAUUGAAAAGUAAAAAGGUGAAGGAAAAUAUACAUUGAAGUCUAAAAGCCUGACAUCUGGAAUAAUCUCUCUACAUACAUUCCAUCACUCUCUGUUUGUAUUUAAGCCAUCAUUACCCUUCUGGAAAAUCCUAAAUCAGCUUAAAUUUGUACCUGGUUUUAAAUAGUUUCUAGCUAGUUGAAGCUAAUCUCAUAUCAUUGCUGGUCCAAGCUUAUAUUGAAGGUUGAUCAGCUGUAUUACCAUGUUUAGAUGACAAGCUUGGUUAGUACUACCUUGAUAGACUACCAGCUACAAACCAACUUGGUGUGACCUUGAUAUAUAUAUAUUUUUUUUCUGGUAAUUGCAUUUGAGUAUUAUAAGGCUUCCUUUUUACCAACAGCACUCUGUUUGAGUGUGAACUUUAACCAAUGCUUAUAAACAUACUGACAGUUGCACCUGAGCCACAAAUCACCACAAUUGACUCUUCAGGUGUGGUCCAAAAAAAAAACAGCAUCAUGUGUCAAUGAUGAUGCAGCCAUCUCGAAGGACACUUAAAUAUUUAAUAAUUUAAUCUUUAGCCUCUUUAGCCAGGGUUACACAGCCCUAAAUUUUUAUGAGGCCACUGUGGACCAGGCCAGAGAGGUUCAUUCUUGACUAGAAGCUGAGAAUGGUGACAAAACAGUUCAUCUACUUUGAAGAAUCAUCACUACAUGUCAUAAGCCAGAGUGAGCAAUGUGUUAGUUUCAUCUUUAUGUGUUUUUAUUGUGUUUUUUGGGAUAAUGCUUAUAAUGCAGUGCACUUGCAAAUAUGUAACUUAUGUAGGCUAAUUAAAUUAUAUUAACUCCACAUUGUCUAAAACAUACUGUACACAGUAAAUGCAAACAGUUCUAGCUGCGCACAAAUUAUUUUAAAAUGCCUGUUUGCAUACGUGUGUAGGGUGUACUUCUUGCCUAACUUUUCUUUAUUGGAGCUUCACUUAACAAAGGCACUGUGAUGUAGAGUUACUGGGUGGUGACCGAACAAACAUGAAGAGUCAUGCCUGUUGAAUGUAAGAACAUUGCUCCAAUCUGAACAUUGUGUCUUUGUAAUUAAACCGCAUCACUGCAUUUCUUUCUUUUAAGCCAGUGGUUCUCAACUGGUUGGCAUUUGCAAAACAGAAGUGGCUUUGAAAUAAAUUUAGGCCAGUGUUUCCCAUUCCUGUUCCUGAAGGCACCCCAACACUACACAUUUUUUAAGUCUUCCUAAUCAAAUUCACCGUAAUUAACUCUUCAGUAGUGACUCCAAGACUUGAAAUGGAUUGGUUAGAUAAGAGAGACAUCUAAAAUGUGUACUGCUGAGGUGCCUCCACAAACAAAAUUGGGAAACACUUAUUUAGGGUAACUGAAUACCUCUGAAAGAACAGCCUCUUAAAGGACAUCGUUUCUAAUAUUGGUUUCUUUGCUGUUCAAAGAAAGAGGAAUUUAUUCUUGGACAGGAUGAAGCUAAAUUUGCUGUUCGCACUUGAACUUUCCUGCAAUAAGUAUUCCCAUAAGUACGCCAUAACACAGUUAUUACUAGUCAAAUAAAGGUAUGUAGAUUAAAGCAUCACGAGCACCUUGAAACAAUUAACCACCCAUAAACCAACUCCUGUUUUUAGGAGUGCUAGAUGAUACCUAAAUAAAUAUUGUUCUGUGAAUCCCAAAUUACAACAUAGUCAUCCAAAAUCCUCAUGUUUCAAAACUAGAAAUACCUCAGUUAAUACAAUUAAAAUUUUUGUUAAUGGAAGCGUCGACAGUCGAGACAUUAGACAUGUAGAAAGUGCUCUUUGAUUGUAUAUAAUGUACUUUCUGUUGAACAUAACACAAUCUUGAGUUUAAAUUUAAAGAUGAACUUUGAACACGCAACUCAUUCAUUCUUGUUUGGGCUAGAAAACCUCUCAGUAGAAAAUGAUGGAGACAAUUCAAUGUUGUGGUUUUUUGUUAUCUCUGAUGUAUUUUAAGAGAAGAAUUAGAAGUAAAGCAUGGAGUGAUUUACCGUAAUUUACUGCAUACAAAGAAUCUGCUGUGCAACCGUACGACCUUUUCAUAAAGAGAGAGAUUUUCAUGCUUUUUGUGCUGGAUGAUUUGAUGACAAUAGAUGUUAUUCCAUCAAAUUCAUUCUUCCAUAAUCUAUUUAUUUAACUGCUACUUUCAGUGACUUCUUAGGGGCUUUGAAUAAGAUGCUUCUGACAAUCAGAGGUUGGCUUUUGAACCUGUGUAAUGAGACAUGUGAAAACAUUGACCAUUAAAGCUGGAAAAACAACAUC